CAGGAUCCAUUAGGUGUCCAAGGCCUUUUGUUCUUCUUCGCAUCCGUUAUUUUGGCACAAGUUUUUUUGGUUCUCAAAAAGAAACAGUUUGAAAAGGUUCAAUUGUACGAAAUGAAUUUCUAGGUCCCAGGAUUUCUUACCAUCAAGUUGGUAAAAAGCCUCGAUUUAUUGGCAAUUGCUAGAAUUAUCUAUGAUCUAUUUUGGAAAUCCUUUUUUUGUUUAGACUGCUUUUUGUUUAUGAGAUGUCUGGAAUUCCUUAUUUAUAUCCCAUGCAAAAGAAGAGAAUCCAAGGCAAAGGCGAGAACAAUAAAAUUAAAAUUUCUUCCUUUUAGGAGGGAUUGCAGGUCUUCUUAAUCGUCUAUUCGGCACAAGAAAAAGCCUUUUUCUUGUGCCGAUUCUUCUUGUAUCAAAAUAAGAAUCCUUUUUCUUCCUAAUUCGUCAAAGAUUACUAUUUCUUCUUUACUCGGGUCUGUCUCUUGGACCUCUUUUUCUUUUGCUUAGGUUUAGCCGAGGUAGUGGACAAACAGAGGGGAAGAAAAUAUGGCGGGGGAAAAAUUUCUUGUGAUUGUGAGCAAAUUGCUUGGCUUGUUUAAUUAAGUUCAACUUCAAAUUUACAGAAAUUUUGCAAAAAAAAAGUAAACUCUUCCAUUGAAGGUUUUUUUUAUUUUUAGGCUAGUUGAAUAGUUUUGAUUAAGGUUUUAUUAGUUUAUUACUCGAAACUAAAUCAAGGAUUUUCAGGAUACUUCCUUCGUGGAAUAAGAUAUUGGAUCCUCGAGUGAUCUCUUUUUCUUGUUGCUUCAUAAGAGUGAAUCGAAUAGAUUCAAUUCGCGUUAUAAGAGUAAAAAUUCCGCGGGUCCUUUCCGCUCUAAUCAGAUAAAGGGGGGUAAGGACCCGCUAAGCUCCUACUUUUUCAUGUUUACAAUCUGGUCCCUCCGAUUACUAUAGAGAUGAACCCAAUCCAGAAUAUGAACCAUAAAAGAAAACACCUACUAAACCAAUCACAACAAUACCAGCUACAGUACCUAUCAGCCAAAGAGGAAUUCUUCCAGUAGUAUCGGCCAUUUCCCCUACUUUCCUCCACAUUUUAUCAAUUGGUCAUGCUAGAGACAAAAACAGUCAUGGGUAGUUAUAAGGAUGGUAUCCUUCCAAAUGGGAUAAGAGAAUUCUUAUUAGUCUCUUUCUUUCUCUCAAUUGAAGAAGUAAUUGGAAAAUAAAACAGCAAGUACAAAAAUGAGUAAUAAACCCCAGUAUAGACUGGUACGAUUCAAUUCAACAUUUUGUUCAUUCGGGUUUGAUUGUGUCAUAGUUCUAUAGUUGGAAUUUGUUUUAUCGUUGGAUGAACUGCAUUGCUGAUAUUGAUCCCAAGAAAAAAACAGUAGGUACAGCUAGUCCGUGAAUAGCCAGCCAUCGCACUGUAAACAUAGGAUAGGUUUGAUCUAUGGUCAUUGAGGGCCUCCUAAAAGGAUCUACUAAAUUCAUCGAGUUGUUCUAAAGAAUCAAAACGGUCGGUUAUUAACGGAAUUCCUUGUCGGCUUUCCGUGAAAUACUCGUUGGCCUAGGACUUCCAAACACGUCAUAAGCUAAACCCGUACUGACAAAUAACCAACCCGCAAUGAAUAGGGAAGGUAUAGUAAUGCUAUGAAUAACCCAGUAUCGAAUACUGGUAAUAAUAUCAGCAAAAGAACGUUCUCCCGUGCUUCCAGACAUGCUGAACUCCCAAAAAUUUUGUACAUUCAAAAAAGGAAUUGAUUCCGUAAAAGAUGGGAUCGACCAGUAAAUAGAAAAUUACUGAUAUUUCAUCCUUGUGAGAUUGUCAAUUUUGUACCAAAGGUGUAUUUUGAGUAUACCGAAUUAGUAUAGCUAUCCUUCCUAUGGCACAGCAAUCUGGUUUUGCCUGGUUCCGAAACAUAAUUACUUUUUUAUUUUUUUUGUCUAUAGGUAAGCUAUAUGUUAUUCAAGGCAUCAAUAGAAAACCCCAUUUUUGUAGGUUCUACUUACUUUUCAUUGGCUUCGGAAUAAUAGAGUAAUUCGGAAUAGCAGCCAAAAUCUUGGGAAAAUCUAAGUUAAUGAUCAAUAGGUUUGGAUAAAUAAUUUAGGAAGGAUAUUCUCAUACUGACACAAUACAAGGACAAGUAUAUGUGAAAUCUAUCCUUUCAUAAUUCGUAAUUCAUCCUUGUAUUGUUUGUUGGAUUAGGUCUAACUUUCUUGACCAAACUGCGAGCGCGGAACUUUACGAGAUGAAAUAGGGAAAGACAGAAGAUAGAAUAGAACUUAAAAGGAUAAUUGAAGUGACUCGUCUUCGAAUCUACUUUUGUUGGAGUUCGAAAAAGGAAUAAAAAUAAAGUAAAUUCAAGGAAGAGCUUUCUUUUUUUUUUUAACAGCCCCUUGGCAGGUCGUGGAAUGCUUUUGUUCUCCUCUUAUUCCAUAUGGAAUACAAUCAGUUAAAAUAAGAAGGAAUAGGGGAAUAUUCGAUCGUUCACUCCAAAACGAGGGUCCUAUUGAAAAAGAAAUUAUCCAAAAUAGAAAGAAGUUUUUUUUUCAAAUUCAAUUAUUUAUUUAUCUCUUAUUCAAAAAUUUCCCUGAAAAUUGAAUGAAAAAAUGAAAUUCAAUGGGGUUAGAUGAUCUAGUUCUUAAUAUUAUUACUUUACUCAAUUGACAAAUUCCACAACAAAUCUCUUGAUUCGGAAUUAGGGACUCAUGUAUCAUCUGAUGAAUCCACUUUCUUUUACACUUCUGUAUCUUACUCUACCUUGUUUUUUAGUAUUAUCUAAAAUAACUGAUGAAUUCUGAAUUUUUCAUAACUUAGGUAAAUGCUUUACCAACAUAUGUAGUGUAGUAAAAAAAAAUAAAUGGAAUUUAACUCUUUCAUGCUUACUUUAACUAGUUAUUUUGGUUUUCUACUGGCUGCUUUAACUAUAACCCCAGCUCUAUUUAUUGGCUUGAACAAGAUACGCCUUAUUUGAAUUGACUGAAUAAUUAUAAUUCAGAAAAGAAAAAUCUUUCUUUGGGAUUCCUGGCAUUCUACGACUCUUUUCCAGAUUAAUUAGGAAUUCUUUUCUUGGUCAUUGAGAUUCGUGGAUAAUUUAGAGUACUAUUUAGGGAUAGAUCGUACCUCUUUUUUUAUCCCCUCGAACAAAUCGAAAUGAUUGAAGUUUUUCUAUUUGGAAUCGUCUUAGGCCUAAUUCCUAUUACUUUAGCGGGAUUAUUCGUGACUGCGUAUUUGCAAUACAGGCGUGGGGAUCAGUUGGAUCUUUGAUUGAGUCAUUUUUUUUUGAUUGACCUCCUCCAGACCAGAGAGGCGGUCAAAUUGAAAUUGGAGUUACAAUUCAAUUUUGUUAAGUUAUUUUACUCUGCUUCGACAUAAAAUAGAUGGAAUCACGCUCUGUAGGAUUUGAACCUACGACAUCGGGUUUUGGAGACCCGCGUUCUACCGAACUGAACUAAGAGCGCUUUCAUUCAUUCAAAAAGAAAAUCUUUUUCUAUUCCUAAUGUAUCUCACGUACGUAUAGUCUCCACAAAUUCAAGUUAUACCCACUUUACUUUAAUUGAUCUCGUCGCUACUGCCUAUAAAGAAGAAAGAAGUAAUAGGUAGUGAUGACAGGAUUUGAACCUGUGACAUUUUGUACCCAAAACAAACGCGCUACCAAGCUGCGCUACAUCCCUUUUCCAAAUUAAAUUGUUGUACAAUGCCAUUGUACACAAUUCCUGUCUUCUUUUCCACAUCAUAAUUUUCUUCUUCUUUCUAUUUUCUUCUUCUUUCUUUCUCUAUCUAUAUAUAGAACCCUCGUGUCAUUUCUUCUUUUUGGUCUCAUAUAAUUAAGGAAUUAUAUACAUAUAAAAUCCAAUAUAAUUUCGCCUAUAAAAGAAAGAUUACUUUUCCUUGCUAAUAUAUAGGAAGAAGGGGUCAUCUUUUUCUUUUUUAGGGAUAGGAAAAUUUCGUCGAUAUGGUUCAUUUUAUAUAUAGCAUAACAAUCUUGGGCAAGAGUUUAUGAUCAUAUAUGUAUUCCAACAAGGAAGGAGGAUUUUCAAUGCGGGAUAUAAAAACAUAUCUCUCUGUAGCACCCGUGCUAAGUACUCUAUGGUUUGGUGCUUUAGCAGGUUUAUUGAUAGAAAUUAAUCGUUUAUUCCCAGAUGCUUUGUCAUUCCCUUUUUUUUAAUUCUAGUUAUUGCUAUGGGAGGGAUAGAUUUCUUCGUGAUAUGACAAAAUUUGAUCCUUUUCAAUCUUUUUUUAGUAUCGGAAGGAAAAAGAAAGAAAAGAUGGAUUGGGUUGAACCUCAGAGUCAUUAAAAAUUUUGUAAACACCAUUUUUGAAAAUAGAAAUUCAAUUUAAAGGGGUACCCAAGCUAAAUAAGGCCUCAGAAAUCAGAGCAUAGAAAAGGUGGGGCUGGCUAAUUAAAUGAAAGGAUUUCGAACCAAAAUCUUUGCUAAUUCGACAAGGAUUGUAUUCUUUAAUUAUUUCUCUAUUUUUUAUUACUUAAUUUAAGAAUAAAAAAAAAUUAUUCUAAUGAAUUUUAUUCUUCUUCUUCGGAUUCAAAAUAGAAGAAUAAAAGAAUAAGUAGAAGAAUUAAGUUAAGUCAAUCCAAAAAGAAAAGGAGGUUCAUGGCCAAGGGAAAAGAUGUUAGAAUCAGAGUUAUUUUGGAAUGCAUCAGUUGUGUUCGAAAAGGUGCCAAUGAGGAAUCGACGGGGAUUUCUAGAUAUAGUACUCAAAAGAAUCGCCACAAUACACCCGGACAAUUAGAAUUCAAAAAAUUUUGUCGUUAUUGUCGCAAGCAUACGACUCAUCACGAAAUAAAGAAAUAGGAACAUCGUGUGUUCGAUCUUUCCAAACAACAGAAAGAGUAAGAAAUUCAUAUUUAAUAUAUAAAGAAAACAUAGUAUAGAAUACAAAAUACAAAUCAACUCAUCUGAUUUCCGGUAGAUAUUAUUUCAUAUGUAUAGAGGGUAUUCAUAUACUAUAAUAUGAAUCAAAUAAGAUAUGGAUCAAAGAAAAACUACUUCUUCUGGAUCCUAAAUUAAUAAAAUAAAGAAGUGAAUUUUCAAAUUUUCAAAUUUUAAAUAAGGAAUAAAUCAUGUAUACAUCUAAACAACCUUUUCUUAAAUCUAAGCAACCCUUUAGUAAAUCCAAGCAAACUUUUAAUAAAUCCAAGCAACCCUUUCGUAAAUCCAAGCAAACUUUUUGUAAAUUCAAGCAACCUUUUCGUAAAUCUAAACAACCUUUUCGUAGGCGUCCCCGGAUUGGCCCGGGAGAUCGAAUUGAUUAUAGAAACAUGAGUUUAAUUAAUAGAUUUAUUAGUGAACAAGGAAAAAUAUUAUCGAGACGAAUAAAUAGAUUAACCUUGAAACAACAGCGAUUAAUUACUCUUGCUAUAAAACAGGCUCGUAUUUUAUCUUUCUUACCGUUUCGUAACUAUGAGAAUGAAAAGCAAUUUCAAGCCCAGUCAAUUUCAAUAAUUACAGGUUCUAGACCCAGAAAAAAACAUAUUCCUCAAUUAACGCAAAAGUACAAUUCCAAUCGAAACUUAAGAAACAACAACCAAAAUUUAAGAAACAACAACCGGAACUUAAGUUCCGAUUGUUGAUGUUUUAUUCGAAUUGGAAAGGGCCAGACCUAUAUAUAUAUUAUAA
Messenger RNA from Aegilops tauschii subsp. strangulata, 5625 nucleotides. The record is from RefSeq and is a predicted model, not a curated record. NCBI's taxonomy places the organism in Eukaryota, Viridiplantae, Streptophyta, Magnoliopsida, Poales, Poaceae.